AGAUUGUUAAGGUAAUAGCUGCGACUAAGGAGUCAGUUCUUCAGUGGACGUGACACCGAACGCAUGUGCAUAAGAGGUGCUCCUAUAUCCGAAAAAUAAAUAAAAUACCCAUUUCAAGUUUUGCUGAAGUGCCUGUGGUUUUCUGUGACUGUGCUCGAUACAUCUUGCCUGAAGUGCUUAAAUAUGCAGAGAUUGAUUGACGAGAGGAAGUUCGAUGGCAAGGAGGAGAAACUGGAGAUUCAGGAGCCCGAUAUGGCAUUUUCAUCUACGCCAAUGAAGGAAUUCUUUCGCGGCAAGAAGGUCCUCAUCACCGGGGGGACAGGUUUUAUUGGGAGACUUCUUGUGGAGAAACUCCUCAGAGUUGGGGUCAGCAUGGUUUACCUGGUGGUGAGACCAAAGAAAGCUCAGGUCGCCAAACAGAGACUUGAGGAGCUGAGCCAGGGAGCUAUCUUUGACCGUUUGCGGUUGCUGGAUCCUCACUUCACGGAUCGCAUAUGUCCCAUUGAGGGUGAUCUGUGUUUGCCGGAUCUGGGACUCGAUCGUCCAAGUGUGGAAAUGUUGGAGGACAAUGUAGAGAUUGUCAUUCAUGCUGGUGCUGAUGUAAGAUUCGAUGAGACCCUGGCAGCGGCCGUUCAGGUGAACAUCCGGGGCACCAGAGAUAUUCUGGACAUGGCUGUGCGGAUGAAGAAACUGGAGGUAUUUGUUUACGUGUCCACGGCGUACUCAAACUGCCCACGUCGAGAGGUAUAUGAGAAGUUCUAUGAUCCCCCAAUGGAUCCAUACAAGAUGAUCGAAUUGGUGGAUCGUGUUGAACGUGGUGAGGUCAGCGCUGAUGACCUGCUAACCCUUACACCGAAGAUAAUCAAUCCCUGGCCCAACACUUACUCUUACACGAAAGCACUAUCUGAGGACAUGGUCAAGGACUAUGGUGAACGGUUGCCCAUUGCUGUUGUUCGACCUUCCAUCGUUAUUGCCACGCACUCGGAUCCAUUUCCGGGAUGGAGUGAAAAUGUCUAUGGUCUCAAUGGGAUUCUGGUGGCAUGCAGUUUGGGUCUCCUCCGAGCCCUACACCUCAGAAGUGACUACGUAGGGGAUGUCAUUCCUGCGGACUUUGUCUCAAAUACAGUCCUUGCUGUUGCAUGGCUCACAACUAAGGAAAAAUCUGAUAAAGUAGAAGCAGAAAGGGAGGAAAAACAUCCCUUCCGGACAAAGAUCUACAAUUGCACCAGUUCUGCUGAUAAUCCUAUAACAUGGGGACUCGUGAAUGAUUCUAUGUACAAAAUCUACGAAUGUUAUCCACCAAAACGCGGUCUUUGGAUUAAUUGCUUCACAUAUACUCGCCACAAAUUACUCUACACGCUUAACGUCAUCUUCUACCAUGUACUCCCAGCAAUUCUUCUAGAUGUGAUCUUUAAGUUUGGAGGCAAGAAAUUGCGUCUUCUUCCAGUUUAUCGGAAAAUUCAAAAAUUCACAGAAGCCCUAUCUUACUUCACGACAAAUGAAUGGAUGUUCUUCAAUCACAACAUGAGACAUUUGUACAAGAGCCUCUCUUCUGAGGACUAUGACUAUUUCCCAUGCGAUGUGAAGAAGAUGAUUUGGCUGGAAUAUAUUCAUGACUAUGGUAAGGGAAUGCGACGACAUAUUGGCAAGGAAACCAUGGAUACCCUUCCCGAGGGACGCAAGAGGAUGUUCCGAAUAACAAUUCUUCACAAUAUCAUCAAAACGGGCUUCUAUCUCUUCUGGGCUGCAGUUAUCUACUUCAUCCUUCGCUUCUAUAGAAUUAUAGAUCCCAUCAAUUUUUCGGGUAUAUUCAUGAGAAGUGAUUAAUUCUACAAUUUUUCUCUCAUCUGUGAGAUAAUUCUCUCUCAUCUAAUGGGACUUGAGAGUCCAGUAAAAAAAAUUCUUAAACCAUAAUUCUUGAUACAUUUUUGGAGCACUUUCUGAGGCUGCUGGUAUAAAAAAAACUCACUCCCUUGCUCCAAGGAAACUCAAUUUAAUUAGUUCUGUAUGGAAAAUGUUUUUCAUUUUUAAUAUCAGAGGUAUAAAGGACGAGAAAACUAGAUAGGAUAAAGAUUUUUAUUGUAAAACUUAAAGUUGUAAUAGAUUUAUUCUUUGAAAAAAAAUUAAACUUUGAAAUCUACAUGUUUAAACAAUAUUUUAAAUUAUAUUAUUGCUUUAAAUUUUUAUUACGGCCUAACAUUUGAAUAAAAGUGUUUUAUUUAUUAAUUUUUACAUAACAUUUUGUUUUAUAGAGUAUAUCUAAUUUUUCUAUUGUCCAAGACCUUUCCAACUCUGUUAAUUAUUAAGCAUCACCCUGAAAAAUUCCCCCCAAAAGCGAGAAUUUAAAAUUCUCAGCAUGGUUUAAAGUUUUAAAUACCCCUGUUUAAACUUUUACUCCAACGCUAAUUUAUUUAGGAAGCUUUUAACAUUAAGAAUUUUUCUUUUACAUAUUCCUCUCUAUUCCAAUUAUUUAUAAUAAAAUUUUGCACAUACUGAAUACAAAAUGAGGCACUUGUAAGAAGAAAAUGUGAAAAAAUACUUCAUGCUGAUUAAUUUUAUUUUUGCAAGGAAAGUAAGCGAGAUGAAGCAUUAUCUGAAAUGGGUGAUUUUAUAGGGAUAUGUUUCCAUUAUAGUUUUGUAUGUAAAGAAAUACAUAACAAAAAUAAAAAAAUACUUAAAAUAAA
Messenger RNA from Phlebotomus papatasi, 2684 nucleotides. Its product is annotated as fatty acyl-CoA reductase 1-like. Gene Ontology annotation, molecular function: alcohol-forming very long-chain fatty acyl-CoA reductase (NADP+) activity. Gene Ontology annotation, biological process: long-chain fatty-acyl-CoA metabolic process. Gene Ontology annotation, cellular component: peroxisome. The record is from RefSeq and is a predicted model, not a curated record. The coding region runs from base 184 to 1827 and encodes 547 amino acids. The transcript is spliced from 6 exons. NCBI's taxonomy places the organism in Eukaryota, Metazoa, Arthropoda, Insecta, Diptera, Psychodidae.